AUGCUGGUGUUCGAAGGGGUUUGUGCCUGUGGUGUCCCCAGGAGCAUCCGGACGCACUGCGCCGAGCCCUUCACCGCGUACUGGACGUGCAUCGACUACACCAACCAGCAGGAGCUGCGCCGCUGCCGCAAGCAGCAGGCGGCCUUCGACUCCUGCGUGCUGGACAAGCUGGGCUGGGUGAGGCCCGACCUGGGAGACCUCUCCAAGGUUACAAAGGUGAAGACAGACCGUCCUCUGCCUGAGAAUGCCUAUCACUCUAGACCCAGACCAGAGCCAAACCCACCCACUGAAGGGGAGCUGAAGCCCUCUCCCUUUGGUAGCAGGCUCUUUUUCUGGUCCUGGUGAAGCGGGCAGGCUGUGCAGUACUCAAGUGCAGAGAUGUGGCACUUGCACAUGUAAAUUGCGUGGUGUGUGCUGGAUAUUACUAAUAAUUAAAGAGCCCCAAACCAUUGCA
This is a messenger RNA of Cyanistes caeruleus (blue tit), 454 nucleotides long. The record is from RefSeq and is a predicted model, not a curated record. Lineage: Eukaryota; Metazoa; Chordata; Aves; Passeriformes; Paridae.